AUGGUGGAGCUGCGUAACGAAGAUCCACGUGCCUUCCAGAACUUUAUGAGAAUGCCCCCAGACAUGUUUGACGAACUCGUGAACCGGCUCACUCCUCGACUGCUCAAGACACAGACCAACUUCGGAGCGAACUUAGAGCCUGGACUCACAGUGGCCUUAACCAUACGCCAUCUUGCCUCUGGUUCAAAAUACAGGGACAUGCAGUACGGUUGGAGGGUCCCUCACAACACAAUCAGCAAAGUUGUCAGAGGAGUAUGUACAGCCAUAUCAGAAGAGCACCUUGAUGAACAGAUGACUUGCCCUACCAACGAUGAAGAAUGGCGUGAAAUUGCCAAUGACUGGUUGCAGAGGUGGAACUUUCCUAACACAAUCGGCGCGAUUGAUGGCAAGCAUGUGGCAUGCAAAGCUCACCCAAACUCAGGCUCGGAAUAUUACAACUACAAGGGCCUUUUUCGUAUCAUUUUAGUUGCCCUGGUCAGUUCUGACUACAAGGUUAUUUGGGCUGAUGUAUCAGGAAACGGUUCCGCAUCAGAUGCUCAAAUAUACAACCAAAAUGAGCUGAAGCAAGGUCUCGAGAACAGCGACAUUAUGGGUUGGCCAACUCCAGGUCCCUUACCCAAUGACACCCAAGAUGUCCCAUACUUCAUUGUGGGUGACGAUGCUUUCUCUCAGAGAACAUACCUAAUGAAGCCAUACAGUGCAAAGGCCCUGACCAGGGAAGAGCGUAUCUAUAACUACAGGCUGUCGAGGGCCAGGAGAGUCGUCGAGAACACAUUUGGUAUCAUGGUGAAUAGAUUCCAAGUCCUUCUCACCACCAUGCAGCACCAUGCCGACACAGUCAAGCUGAUACUGAAGACUUGCAUUCUGCUCCACAACCUAAUGCGCACCCGCUACCCAGUCCUACAGAACAGGCUUGUGGACCGGCAGCUGAAGAAUGGACAAAUAGUUCCUGGAGAAUGGCGAAGGGGCCAAAACCUUGUUGACACAGUGGAGGUUCAAGCAAGAUCACAUUCGCAAUGCGACCGUUGUUUCCGCACCACGUGCGCAUUGCAUUCUCUAUGCAUACGAAUUUCCAUGGCAACUAACGAUCGCUUGACCUAUGGAGGUCACCGCUUGCACAAUACUCCAAAGUGA
Lytechinus variegatus (green sea urchin) is the source of this 1134-nucleotide messenger RNA. RefSeq names its product putative nuclease HARBI1. Bases 1 to 1134 code for a protein of 377 amino acids. The transcript has 2 exons. NCBI's taxonomy places the organism in Eukaryota, Metazoa, Echinodermata, Echinoidea, Temnopleuroida, Toxopneustidae. The record is from RefSeq and is a predicted model, not a curated record.